AUGCAGAAGGGCACUUCCUACUCUCUUGGAUUGGAAACGCAUCCGGUGCCGAUGGCCAUGUUCCGCGAGAACAGGGAGCGGCUGAUCGCUCGCUUCGAGAAGAGCGCUGAGGGCACGCCCGAGGGCAGCGUGGUCCUGCUGCGCGGCGGCAAGGCCAAGAUGCGCCACGAGACCGACCACGAGCACCUCUUCCGCCAGGAAAGCUUCUUCCACUGGACCUUUGGCGUGGCCGACCCCGACUGCUUCGGUGCGAUCGACCUCAAGCGCCGUCGCGCCAUCCUCUUCAUCCCCCGCCUGCCCGCCGAAUAUGCCGUGUGGAUGGGCAAGAUCGCAUCGUGCGAGGACUACACCGCCCGGUACGAGGUGGAGGAGACGUACUACGUGGAUGAGAUCGACGCCGUGCUAUCGAAGCUCAAUACCAAGAUCAUCUACACCCUCCACGGCCUCAACUCGGACUCGGGCAACUAUGCCAAGCCGGCCACGUUCCCCGGCAUCGAGAAGUACCGCGUGGACAACGGCCGCCUGUGGCCCGAGAUGGUGGAGUGCCGCGUGAUCAAGACGCCGAUGGAGCUCGACGUCCUGCGCUACGUGUGCCGCGUCAGCUCCGAGGCCCACGUCGCGGUGAUGAAGCAGUGCAAGCCCGGCAUGAUGGAGUACCAGCUCGAGGCCCUGUUCCAGCACGAGGUCUACUCCCGCGGCGGCUGCCGUCACGUCGCCUACACCUGCAUCUGCGGUUCGGGCCACCACGGCUCUAUCCUCCACUACGGCCACGCCGGUGCCCCGAACGACAAGCAGCUGGCCGACGGCGACCUGAUGCUGCUCGACAUGGGCGGCGAGUACCAGUGCUACGGAGCCGAUAUCACCUGCUCCUACCCGGCCAACGGCCGCUUCACCGAGAAGCAGAAGGUGGUCUACAACACGGUCCUCGCCGCGCAGCAGGCCGUCUUCGCGGCCAUGAAGCCCGGCGUGGCGUGGAUGGACAUGCACGCCCUGGCCUAUCGCACCACCCUCCAGGAGCUCGCCCGACACGGCCUCGUCAAGGGCGACGUCGACGCCAUGAUGGAUGCCGACCUCGGCGCCGUCUUCAUGCCGCACGGCCUGGGCCACUUCCUCGGCAUUGACACGCACGACGUGGGCGGCUACAGCACGGGCGCCGAGCGCAGCACGCGCCCCGGCUUCAGGAGCCUGCGUGCCAACCGGUCGCUCGAGGCGGGCAUGGUGCUCACCGUCGAGCCCGGCGUGUACUUCAUCGACCCGCUGCUCGACAAGGCCAUCGCCGACGACAAGCAGAAGCAAUUCAUCAACGUCGACAAGGUCAACGAGUUCAGGGGAAUUGGCGGCGUGCGGCUGGAGGACGAUGUGAUUGUGACGGCCGACGGCAUCGAGAACAUGACCAAGUGCCCUCGCACCGUCGAGGAGAUCGAGGCCAUCAUGGCCGAGGGCAGGAAGUCGCACUGA
Molecule: messenger RNA, 1458 nt
Organism: Acanthamoeba castellanii str. Neff
Lineage: Eukaryota; Discosea; Longamoebia; Acanthamoebidae
Product: peptidase D, putative
Exons: 7
Coding region: 1-1458 (485 amino acids)
Molecular function (GO): manganese ion binding; metalloaminopeptidase activity
Source: RefSeq, a predicted model, not a curated record